CACCCAACAACACUGGAAAUUUCUUUGCAAUUUCAAUCUCAAUCAUUUAACAAAAAACAACACUGGAAAUUUCUUACAUUACGCAUACAUUUAUCCAUCAAGAAUCAUGAAUCAAGAAUCUAAAUGCCCACGCCCGCCAUUUAAAUUUGCUAACUCUUCUAAUUUUCUCCUCUUGUAUAAACCCCACCACCUUAAACCCUAUUCUUCCCAGGCAAUUUCCAUACCCAUUUUCCCAGGAAAAUGACGCGGAGAAUCUGUGUCGCGCUGGUUUUAGCUGCCAAGGAGUCAAUUUUGGUCAGUCAUUUUCCCUUCUGAAUUCUGGGUAUUUUUCUGUAUGCACUCACUCUUGGAUUGGAUUGAUUUUGAUGCUGCGAAUGCCACAGAGCAAGAGUUUGGAUUGGGUGUUGUGUUUUGGAUCAGAAAAGCUCAAAUCUUGAAAUGGGGAUGGUGUUUGCACAAUGUAGCUAGCUGAACCCAUCCUAGCUAUGAGAGAUUUGAAGUUUUUGGCAAAUUGAAGAUCCACGUUGCUGUUGCACUUCCAUUCCUUACCUCAACUUUUUUGUGAUAAAAUGGCUUGGGGCAAUCAGCCGCCAAAGGGCGACAAACUGCCAACCAAAUACAGGUGUAAUCUACUUGAGGGGGCGUUCUUUGAACUUGCUGAUUCCGAUCGUGAAAACUAUGCCACCAUUUCAUCAGAGAAUAAGAAGCAAAAUAACAAGAUUGCUGAACGUGAACGCAAACCUCCUGAAAUAAUGACCACAAGAGAGCUUAUUUCAGCGGUUGGCAAUAUUUGGAAUUCUGCAGCUCAUCCUCUUUCGUUUAUCCUUUCGAGUGCAAGUUCUGCUCACAGAAAUGUUGAUCCUCAGGAAAACGAUAUACUUUAUUUCCCGCCCAUGGAGGAUUCUUGCAGUUCACCUCCAUCUGCUGACGGCAAAAACACCCCGGUCCAUCUGAGCUGUGAUAAAGAUUCUUCAUUACUUGUGUCAAAAAAUCCGGAGAGUUUGAAUGCUAAUAGGAAUAUCUCAUUCUUUGAAUCUCGUAACAAGAGAGAUUAUUUAUGGAGAUUUCUCCGUAACGGAUUGGAUGUGCAACACAAAUCCAGUAAAGGUAUAGGUCUUUCAAGUCUAAGGAUAUCGUAUAAUCUAGAAAAUGUAUAUGGAUGGAUGAAUGAAAUAGCUUUUUCUAAAUCCAAAUUAGGUUCUUCUAGCAUUCAAAACCAUGAAUUUGGUGAUUGUAGCUUAGGCAACAUUAAUAGUAGUUCAACCAAUGGCUGUGAUGUCAGAGAUGCAACUAGUUGUUCUGAUAACUUAAGCGCUGGUAAUACUGAUUGCCACACUGAUAUAAAACCCACUAGUUCAUUGUCAAGUCACAAUUUAAACCUUCAUAAAAGUUCAGGUGCUUCCAAUAGUGCCUUAUGCUCGAAGAAUGGUAAUGUGCUUUUCCAUGUUCUAGAACCCAAUGCAUUCCAGAUGUCGAGUUCUGAAGUUCAUGGAUAUUCCUCAGAGAAACAUUCCACUUCGGAAUAUUGUGCUUGUGAUGAAACUAAGUAUGAAAAUAGGUCUGACAGUGGGUUGGAUGAUUAUGGUCCGAAUCAACGGUUUGGAGGCAUUGAGUGCAAUUCUGAAUCAGAGAUUAGUGUAGUAGCUAAGGAAAAACCAUGUCAUGCACUUGCAAAACAAGAACACGCAUUCGCAGGGGCAAUGGCUGGUAUUUUUGUCAGCCUUUGUCUGCACCCAAUGGAUACAAUUAAGACUGUCAUUCAAUCGUGUCGUGCUGAUCAGAAACCUUUUUACUACAUAGGCAGAUCGGUUAUCUCUGAAAGAGGUGUAUUGGGGCUUUAUCGUGGAAUUUCUAGCAAUAUUGCUUCUUCAGCGCCAAUAUCUGCACUUUACACUUUCACUUAUGAAUCAGUGAAGGGAGCACUGCUUCCUUUUCUCCACACGGAGUAUCAAUCUGUGGCCCAUUGCGUUGCAGGGGGUUGUGCAAGUGUUGCUACUUCUUUCAUUUUCACUCCAAGUGAGCGCGUUAAACAACAGAUGCAAGUUCGUUCACAUUAUAAAAACUGCUGGAAUGCCUUGAUUGGUAUUAUUAGAAGAGGUGGAUUGCCUUCAUUAUAUGCUGGGUGGGGAGCCGUUCUCUGCCGCAAUGUUCCACACUCAAUUAUCAAGUUCUACACAUAUGAAAGCUUGAAGCAAUUGAUGUCAUCGUCAGUGCAAUUUGACAUCCAAAACAACACACUAAUGACGCUCGUUUGUGGGGGAUUGGCUGGAUCUACGGCUGCGCUAUUCACAACACCUUUCGAUGUAGUGAAGACAAGGUUACAGACACAGGUUCCUGGCUCAAACCAGUAUGAUGGUGUUCUUCACACCCUUAAAGAAAUAGGGAAGAGUGAAGGUCUAAAGGGUCUCUACCGGGGCCUGACUCCGAGAUUGGUGAUGUAUAUGACUCAAGGUGCUCUCUUCUUUGCAUCAUAUGAAUCUUUCAAGAGGUUAUUUUCUUUAGACCUCCAUCAGAGUAGUGCACAAAGGACUCAUCAUGAACCAUGUUUUGGAGAUGAUUCUACACUAUCAUCUGUCAAAGAAUGAAGGUUGCAUUAUUUGCCCUGCGGGUUAGUUCAGUUCGUUCGUCCGAUCAUCUUAAAGUCUUGCUCCAGUAGCAAUGUGGGAUUUGGAUUCUUGGAACCUUGGAAUCAUUGAGAGACUUGACCGAUCAGAGGUGAUGAAGACCCUUUAUGCGCAAAGUAUAUAUGCAGGGGUGGGAACCCGGGGACUGACGGGAUGACUUGCUCUAGUGGCUCUAGGGCAUGAAUUUAAGAUUAGUCUAGCAUAAGCUGGGAUCCCUAAUGUGUGUAUGAUAAUCUAAUCUGUUUACGAAUCUUGAUAGAAUUCAGUUCAAGAUUUGCCAUUUUUAGAAGACAAAAUGGUACAUUUUCAACAAUGGGUGUACAAAAAUAGCACAAUUUUUGCUAAUUAAGGGAUCAAAUUUGAUUGAUUUUAAA
Ipomoea nil (Japanese morning glory) is the source of this 2998-nucleotide messenger RNA. Its product is annotated as mitochondrial substrate carrier family protein C. Gene Ontology annotation, cellular component: mitochondrial inner membrane. NCBI's taxonomy places the organism in Eukaryota, Viridiplantae, Streptophyta, Magnoliopsida, Solanales, Convolvulaceae. The record is from RefSeq and is a predicted model, not a curated record. The transcript has 10 exons. Bases 570 to 2585 code for a protein of 671 amino acids. Gene Ontology annotation, molecular function: S-adenosyl-L-methionine transmembrane transporter activity.